AUGAAAUUAUCAACAGGCACAGCAAGCAUGAAGCGAUGUAACUCGAAGGCAUCGUAUCUGCCACGACAAAGUCUGGAAAAGUUAAACAAUACAGAUCCUGAUCAUGGCAGCUACAAAUUGACUUUAACGUCUAAUGAAGAUUUAGUUGCCAAUAUUAAACCAACAUAUGACAUACUCAAUCACAAUGGUAAAAUAGCAAACAACAAUUUGCCUGACGUGCUGCCAUUGGGUGCUAAAUUACAGCCACAGCCAUCAUCACCUACAUCCGCAAAUAACAAUUCUCCAUUACGUUAUGGUUCCAAUAAUAACCUCGCAUUAUCAACUACUUCACCUACAAUACAACAACAGCAGCAACAUGCAGCCUCAUGUUAUUCAAUAUAUCCACCAACACAUCAUCGAUAUUCUUCACCUGCUGUUAGUAACUACAAUAAUAACAAUAGCAACGCAACAAUACCAAGCUAUGCCAGAUCUCAAUCAUACGAUGUCAAUACAAAUGCGACAAGUCCAAAUAAGUUUAUGUCACAGUCAACACUUGAUCUUAAAAGAACACCCAACCUCGAAACAACAUUAGAAGAGAUACUGCCCGAAUCCACAAAUAUUAUACUUUCGCCAGCGCAGUCCGAGAAUAACCUCAGCAGUCCUAAAAUAAGUAAUACAUCUAUUAAAUCGUACAGCCCACGUACUAGCACUAAAGAAUCUGAACAUUUUGAUAUAAGCAAUAAUAGAGGAAAUUUAGAAAAUGUUAGUGAAGCAGAAGACGGCAGAAUUUUCCGUGCAGAGUUGGUAAAUACCACUUUAUCAACAUCGCCCUGUGGCACUUCCAAUAAGAUAGUGACACGUAAAGAUUCAUUGCGAGAAAAUAUAGAAAAAAUAACACAACUACAAUCGCAAUUAAUGUCCGCACAUAUGUCUGAUAACAGUUUGUUGGGUAGCUACAGUGUUAAGACAACUACGCAAAAUCCUACAAAAAUUGCACUUAUUGACAAACAAAACUCUUUAACUAAGGAAGUUGAACAAAUAACUGAAAUAAAAGAAUUAAAUAAUGUAUCAUGUGCUCAGAGCAAUGCUGAUGAAAAAAGCACUUGCUUGACUGAAGCUGUUAACAAUAAUGGAAAUAUUAAACAAAGUGAUAUGACCGCGCCCUUACUACCCUUAACUCAACCACCGGUCAUCGAAUAUGAUCAAAAUGAGGACUUACAAAAUGUUGCUACAAAUAUGACGCAAGAUACCGUAGCUGCUGCACAGAUUUCACAAAUGGACUCCAGUACAGAUGGACUCAAAUUAAUGCAACGCAGUGAAAUCGUGCUACGUGUGAACCCCAGUACUACAGAAGCUGCUUCACAAACUGAUGAUCUACCAGACUCAGACAUGGGACGUCUCACAACUUUAGCACACACAAAGGAAGAUACUGCAACACACACCACACUCCAGCCAAGACAGCGUCAUCCUAUCGAAAUCGAUUGUGAAAACUUAUCCAAAGAGUUGGCAAACCUUCUACAACCCAAUGAUAAAUUGAUAGAAGUACUAAUGCCGCAAUCAUCAAAAUUACCUACUGACUAUGUGGGUAAUUUGUACAAUCCAAAUGUAGCACUUAGGCCCACAAAACGUAAUGUGGGCACCUCAACUUUAAUGCGUAUGAAAACACGUGAUUCCCAGGAGACAAGCGAAAAGCAGAAUAUCGUCACAUUAGAAUUGCAGUUUGCUGAACUGGAAGUGACAUUAGCGAAUAGUAGCGAAAACGACAGUUGUGAUCUGAUGAAGAAUAAAGUGAAUGAACUUAUAUGUCAUCUUAAACGAAAAAUCCGUAUACUCUCUAAUGAGCAGACUACCAUUAGUGAAGAAUCAGCCAUUAAUGAUGAACUUGGCAGCAGCCUGAUCAGCAAAGUUGCUGAUAAAGUGCGUCCAAUCGAAUCCACCAAAUUUCGUACAUAUAUCGAUGAUGUGGGACACAUAACAAGUCUAUUGCUUUCUUUAUCGGAACGUUUGGCCAGAAUAGAAAACAAUUUACUUUCAACAACUGAAGAAUGCACUGAAAAGAAAAUAUUGGAAAGCAAACGAGAACGUUUACUUGAACAGUUGACGGAAGCGAAGCGCCUCAGAGAGGAUAUUCAACGACGUGGUACCAGUGUGAUGGGCAUGUUAGAAAAGAAUCUAAGUGUCGAUGAAUAUGCCGAUUUUGAUUACUUCAUCAAUAUGAAGGCUAAACUUAUUGCGGAUGCACGUGAUAUAGCCGACAAAAUUAAAUUUGGUGAAGAACAAAUGACAGCACUUACUGAAAUGCUCAUACAAAGUGACUGUUAAGAUGUGCAUAUAAUGUAAAACUACUAAACAAACUUAAGAUUAAUAUAUUAUUAGUGCCUUGACACUUUGAUGAAAUUUCCACCAUAUGCUAUAGUUUGUUUUGAUUUUCCAAACUUUCAAUGUGCUAAGUUGAAAGUUGUGCAUGAGAAUCAGUUUUAAAUUAAAUUUUAAUGGAGGAACGGAUAAAUGACUCCAGUUAAUGAUUUUCCUACAUAACUCUAUAUAUAUAAAUGUUAGAUAUUAUUUCAAUUAUGUGAAUAUGAAAUUAUCAUGAAUAAUUGUGUUUUAUUUUAGAAAAAAAAAUAUUUAUUUUAAAGUCUAAAAAAUAUUUUAAUUAAGUGAGGACAAUUUAGAAUGAUCACAGAUUAACGAUUGAUUCAUUGUCUGUUAAACCUCUUAAGUGUGCUUAAAAAUUUUAUAAGAAUAAAAUUU
Teleopsis dalmanni is the source of this 2733-nucleotide messenger RNA. RefSeq names its product protein Shroom-like. The coding region runs from base 1 to 2301 and encodes 766 amino acids. The transcript is spliced from 4 exons. Gene Ontology annotation, cellular component: adherens junction; cortical actin cytoskeleton; apical plasma membrane. Gene Ontology annotation, biological process: actin filament organization. Gene Ontology annotation, molecular function: actin filament binding. The record is from RefSeq and is a predicted model, not a curated record. NCBI's taxonomy places the organism in Eukaryota, Metazoa, Arthropoda, Insecta, Diptera, Diopsidae.